AUGGCGUCUGGCAUGGAGGAGAUCCCAGUUAAAGUUGCAGUUCGAAUCAGACCUCUGCUUUCCAGAGAAGUACUUCAUAACCACCAAGUGUGUGUGAGAUUAGUCCCAAAUACACAACAAAUUAUCAUUGGGGAAGACCAUGUCUUCACUUUUGAUUUUGUAUUUGGCAAAGACUCAACCCAACAAGAAGUUUAUGCUGUUUGCAUUAAGCCUCUUCUAGUCUCUUUGACUGAGGGAUACAAUGCUACAGUUUUUGCAUAUGGACAGACAGGUUCUGGGAAGACUUACACCAUUGGAGGUGGCCACAUCGCACCAGUUACUGUGGAUGAAAAGGGCAUAAUCCCACGGGCUAUUCAGGAGUUAUUUCAGCUUAUUUCUGAAAACUGUAACAUUGACUUCCAUGUGAAAGUAUCUUAUAUAGAGGUUUACAAGGAAGAACUUCGAGAUUUAUUGGAGUUGGAGAGCUCUGUGAAAGAAUUACAUAUACGAGACGAUGAAAAGGGAAAUACAGUGAUUGUUGGUGCUAAGGAAUUCCAAGUAGAAUGUGCAGAUGAAGUGAUAAGCCUGUUGGAAAGUGGCAACGCAGCCCGUCACACAGGCACGACGCAAAUGAAUGAGCACUCUAGUCGAUCUCAUGCCAUUUUCACCAUCACUAUUUGUCAGAAACAGUCUGCAGAGUCUCAAAAAAAUACUGAUGCUGCACAGGAUUCAUCCUGGAAAUCAGUCCAGAUGAUUGUUUCGAAGUUUCGUUUUGUGGAUUUGGCAGGAUCAGAGAGGGUGACAAAGACUGGUAAUAGUGGUGAACGCUUCAAAGAAUCAGUUCAGAUCAAUAGGGGUCUGUUGGCCUUGGGAAAUGUCAUCAGUGCCCUUGGAGACCCAAAAAGAAAAAGUGUACAUGUUCCAUACAGGGAUGCUAAAAUCACUCGUAUUCUGAAAGACUCCCUUGGAGGAAAUGCCAAGACCAUCAUGAUAACGUGCAUAAGUCCAUCCUCAUCAGACUUUGAUGAAUCUUUAAAUUCCCUCAGAUAUGCCAACAGAGCCAAAAACAUUAGAAACAAACCAGUUGUAAAUUACAACCCUGAUCAAGACCGGAUUGGUGAAAUGGAACUUGAAAUAAGAUUGCUUCGAGAAGCUUUGCAGAACCAGCAAGUCAGUAAUCAGUGUUCACAUGAAUUAAAUCAAGAAAGAACUCGUAUCAGUUCACUUGAGGAGCAGCUCACCCGACUUCAAGUUCAAUGUUUGAGUUACAGAAAUUGUGUAGAUGAAGUCUUCCCAUUUCUGGUUGAUUUGAAUGAUGAUGUUAGCUUAAAAAGAAGUCAGCGGGACAGGUUGCAGAGCUGGAUCACCAUGGUACACAAAGUAAGGAAGGAAGCUCUCACCAUGGAAGAAACUGACACAGGGACUGGGACCAGCCAAGAGACACAUCACAUCACAAUUCUUCAGCUAAAGAAGGAACUGAAGAAAUGCCAG
Pterocles gutturalis (yellow-throated sandgrouse) is the source of this 1470-nucleotide messenger RNA. RefSeq names its product kinesin-like protein KIF27. Lineage: Eukaryota; Metazoa; Chordata; Aves; Pterocliformes; Pteroclidae. Gene Ontology annotation, molecular function: ATP binding; microtubule motor activity; microtubule binding. Gene Ontology annotation, biological process: mitotic spindle organization; microtubule-based movement. The record is from RefSeq and is a predicted model, not a curated record. The transcript is spliced from 3 exons. The annotation marks the transcript as partial.